GGGCAGCCCCGCCAGGAGGCCGCGUGGGCGUGGCCCUUGCGUCCUAGGGCGCUAGGGACGCCGGGAUCGCGGCGCGCAAACGGCGAAGGCGGUUGCUGCGCUCGGUACUGGGGUAGCUGUCUGAGGCGCAGGCGCCGAGGAAUCUGCCAGCCCCGUGCCUCGGCUCGCAGUCUACUAGACAUGGCGACCGAGCCGAGGCCUUACCACCUGGUGGUGUUGGGCGCCUCAGGCUUCACCGGCCAGUUUGUGGCCGAAGAGGUAGCCCGGGAGCAGGUGGACCCGGAACGGAAAUCCCGCUUACCCUGGGCCGUGGCGGGCCGUUCCCGGGAGAAGCUGCAGCGAGUCCUGGAGAGGGCUGCCCUGAAGAUGGGAAGACCGACACUACCGUCUGAAGUUGGAAUAAUAAUUUGUGAUGUCACUAAUCCAGCCUCACUUGGUGAAAUGGCUAAACAGGCAACAGUUGUCCUCAAUUGUGUAGGACCAUAUCGAUUUUAUGGAGAACCUGUAGUAAAAGCUUGUAUUGAAAAUGGAACUAACUAUAUUGACAUCUCUGGAGAACCUCAGUUUCUGGAACUAAUGUAUUGGAAGUAUCACGAGAAAGCUGCAGAAAAGGGGGUUUAUAUCAUUGGAAGCAGUGGCUUUGACUCCAUUCCAGCAGACCUGGGAGUAUUAUAUACCCGAAAUAAAAUGAACGGUACUUUGACUGCUGUGGAAAGUUUCCUGACUAUACAUUCAGGACCUGAGGGGUUAUGCAUUCAUGAAACUACCUGGACGUCAGCAGUCUACGGUUUCGGAGAUCAGUAUAAUUUGAAAAAACUACGAAAUGAGUCAAAACUGAAACCUAUCCCAUAUGUUGGUCCAAAAUUAAAAAGAAGAUGGCCAAUUUCCUACUGUAGAGAACUCAGCAAGUAUGCCAUUCCUUUCUUGGGAGCUGAUGUGUCUGUUGUGAAGCGAACUCAGCGUUAUGUUCAUGAAACUUUAGAGGACUCACCAGUUCAAUAUGCUGCUUAUAUAACGGUGGGAGGCAUCACCUCUGUUUUUAAGCUGAUGUUUGCAGGACUUUUCUUUUUAUUCUUUGUGAGGUUUGGCAUUGGAAGGCAACUUCUCAUAAGAUUCCCAUGGCUCUUCUCCUUUGGUUAUUUUUCAAAACAAGGUCCAACACAAAAACAGAUUGAUGCCUCAUCAUUUACAAUGACAUUCUUUGGUCAAGGAUAUAGCCAAGGCCUUGCUACUGAUAAGAGCAAACCAAAUAUCAGAAUUUGUACUCAAGUGAAAGGACCAGAGGCCGGCUAUGUUGCUACUCCCAUAGCCAUGGUUCAGGCAGCCUUGACUCUUCUCAAUGAUGCCUCUGAUCUUCCUAAGGUGGGCGGGGUCUUCACACCUGGAGCAGCUUUUUACAGAACGAAGUUGAUUGACAGACUCAACCACCGUGGCAUUGAAUUUAGUGUCAUUAGCAGCUCUGAAGUGUGAACAUUUGAAGAAUUAAACAGUGUCAUAAAAUGCAUGCAUUAAUAGCUGCUUUAUUUAGUAUUUGAAAUUCUUUUAUAAGCCUGUGUGACCAUAUGUGGAGAACUGUCAAAUCUAAAAUAUCUACUCAUUAAAAGCAGGAAAGUGAACUAGCUU
Messenger RNA from Chrysochloris asiatica (Cape golden mole), 1623 nucleotides. It is a transcript of the gene SCCPDH, whose product is annotated as saccharopine dehydrogenase (putative). Gene Ontology annotation, cellular component: plasma membrane; lipid droplet; mitochondrion. The record is from RefSeq and is a predicted model, not a curated record. The transcript has 12 exons. The coding region runs from base 181 to 1470 and encodes 429 amino acids. Lineage: Eukaryota; Metazoa; Chordata; Mammalia; Afrosoricida; Chrysochloridae. Gene Ontology annotation, biological process: glycolipid biosynthetic process.